AUGUCUGCAUCACUGUCCCCCACGUCAUCGCCCUUCACCAAGGCCGUGCUACCCCGAAUCCCUCGCCGACAAAGCUGGGAUAACACCGGCCUCCUCCUCGAAGCCCCCUUCAACCCAACCCGCCGCCAAAACAACUCCGUCCUGCUAGCCAUAGACCUCACGAAAGCCGUCGCAGAGGAAGCCAUCGCGCGCAAAGACUCCGCAAUUGUCGCCUACCACCCGAUCAUCUUCCGUGGUCUCAAAUCCCUCACCUUCACCGACCCCCAACAACAAUCCCUCCUCCGCCUCGCCCAGGAAGGCGUCAGCGUCUACUCCCCGCACACAGCCGUCGACGCCACGCCCGGCGGAAUGGCCGACUGGCUCUGCGACAUCGUAACCGGCUCGAUCACCCCCUCGUCCACUACCACCAACACACCAACCCAAUCCUCUUCGAGGAUCUACUCCGCCCCAUCCUACCCAACCCCGCACGCCGUAACCCCCGCCGACGCGAGCUCAGUCCCACCCCACACCAGAACAACCAUCCACCCCUCUGCGCCCCCUCUGCCCGAGAACAUGGAACAGCCGGAAUGGGCCGUCUCAAUUGCACAGGGUGUCGGAUACCCCGGUGGUAUCCCCAUUGCGGUUCCGCAGGGGGCGUCGGUGGAUGAGAUCUCGAUUCGCACGGUGGGCGUUUGUCCCGGGUCCGGGUCGAGUGUGCUGAUGAAGGGGGGCAAUGUUCCUGAUUUGCUGUUUACGGGCGAGAUGAGCCAUCAUGAGGCGUUGGCGGCGAUUGAGCGCGGGAAGGUGGUUGUUGCGCUUGCGCAUUCAAAUACGGAGAGGGGGUAUUUGAGGGCGGUUAUGAGGGAGAAGUUGGAGGGCGUGCUUAAGGGGGAGUGGGAGGCUCAGCGCGCGGAGGCGUUGAAGACGUUGGAAGGUGGUGAGGAGGGUUUGGCGGAGGUUUUGAAGGAUGGGGCGUGUGAGGUGCAUGUUAGUGAGCAGGAUCGGGAUCCUUAUGGGAUCAUGGUUAGGAGGGUUUAG
Aspergillus nomiae NRRL 13137 is the source of this 1017-nucleotide messenger RNA. RefSeq names its product Nif3-like dinuclear metal center hexameric protein. Gene Ontology annotation, cellular component: cytoplasm; mitochondrion. The record is from RefSeq and is a predicted model, not a curated record. The transcript is spliced from 5 exons. NCBI's taxonomy places the organism in Eukaryota, Fungi, Ascomycota, Eurotiomycetes, Eurotiales, Aspergillaceae. Bases 1 to 1017 code for a protein of 338 amino acids.